Messenger RNA from Bombina bombina (fire-bellied toad), 2071 nucleotides. It is a transcript of the gene NPR3, whose product is annotated as natriuretic peptide receptor 3. The transcript is spliced from 8 exons. Gene Ontology annotation, molecular function: natriuretic peptide receptor activity; peptide hormone binding. Gene Ontology annotation, biological process: regulation of blood pressure; vasodilation. The record is from RefSeq and is a predicted model, not a curated record. NCBI's taxonomy places the organism in Eukaryota, Metazoa, Chordata, Amphibia, Anura, Bombinatoridae. Gene Ontology annotation, cellular component: membrane. The coding region runs from base 213 to 1745 and encodes 510 amino acids.
UAUGCUAAGGAACAAGGAGAAUUAAUAAGAUCAAACAGGAGAUGCUCUAUCAAUGAGAGAGUGUAGGCUGUUACCUUAGAGCACCCUAAAUACUAGAACUGCUUGUAAUUGCAUAUUAUUAAAUGUUACAUUUGUAACAACUUUUUAUUCUCUACCUAGAUCAAGGAAUCCCAAGGGAAUUAGUUGCAGCACACAUAAGUAUAUUUUGAAGAAUGUCAUCAUUUUUAUUGUUUAGCAUUUCCAUGGUGACUUUGGUUAUUAUAGCCAAAAGCAACCCACUGGAUGAAGACAAAGUGAACAUGUUAGUGCUUUUACCUAAGAAUAAUUCCUAUAUGUUUUCAUUGAAUAGGGUCAAACCUGCUAUUGAGUAUGCAGUGAAAUCCAUACAGGAGAAUGAGACACUUCUGCCAGGCUUACGUUUCAAUGUCCAAUAUAAGGACUCAGAGUGUGGCAACCUGGCACUGUUCGGUUUAGUUGACACAGCCAUCCAACAGCAGAAACCUGAUGUGAUCCUUGGUCCUGCAUGCGAAUACGCAGCAGCUCCUGUGGCCAGGCUUGCAUCCCACUGGAACAUCCCAAUGAUCUCGGCUGGAGCACUUGCCAAUGGUUUCAAGCUGAAAGAAAGUGAAUACUCACACUUAACCAGAAUAUCUCCUGCCUACUCCAAGAUGGGAGAGAUGUUUCUUGCCAUGUUUCGUUACCACAACUGGAACAGAGCUAUGUUGGUGUACAGUGAUAACAAAAUGGAAAGGAACUGCUAUUUUACUAUGGAAGGGGUCCAUGAAGCCUUUUCUGCAGAAGGUUAUCACAUGUCCAUCUAUAGCUUUGAAGAGACCUCACAUUUAGAUGCUGAUGAAAUCGUGAUGUCCAUCAAAAAUAAAGAAAGAGUCACAAUAAUGUGUGCCAACAGCAACAAUAUAAGGAACAUUAUGUUAGCUGCACAUCGACAAGGAAUGACGAACGGUGAUUACGUGUUCUUCAACAUCGAACUCUUUAACAGCACAACUUAUGGAAAUGGCUUCUGGAAGAAAGAAGAUAAAUACGACCUUGAAGCUAAGCUAGCAUACUCAUCCCUGCAAACAGUUACUCUACUCAGGACAGUGAAACCUGAAUUUGAGAAGUUUUCCAUCGAGGUGAAAAGUUCUGUUCAAAAACUAGGAAUCAAUGAGGACGAUUACGUAAAUAUGUUUGUGGAAGGCUUUCAUGACGCAAUUAUCCUUUAUGCCCUGGCUUUACAUGAGUUACUGAAAAGUGGAUUGACAAAGAAGGAUGGAGAUAAACUGGUCCGUCAGAUGUGGAACAGAACCUAUGAAGGCAUUGCAGGGCAGGUGUCCAUAGAUUCGAGAGGAGAUAGAUACGGGGAUUUCUCUGUAAUUGCAAUGACAGAUGCUGAAGCAGGUACACAAGAGGUUAUUGGUGACUAUUAUGGUAUUCGAGGACAUUUUGAAUUACGGCCAAAUGUGAAGCUACCAUGGAUGCAUGGGAGAAUAAGAAUGGAAGAAACCAAAGUUAUGGAUCCACCAAAUACAACAACUUGUAAAUCAUCAGGUGGCCUUGGAGAGUCUGCUGUUACAGGAAUUGUAGUUGGCGCCUUUUUGGGAACAGGAUUGCUAAUGGCAUUCUAUUUUUUUAGAAAGAAAUACAGAAUAACCAUUGAGAGGAGGAAUCAACACGAUGACUGUAACAUUGGGAAACACAGACAACUCAGAGAAGAUUCUAUUAGGUCUCAUUUUUCUGCGGCAUAAUGAAUUACAGUACAACGUAUACUCUUGCUGCUGAGCUUUAGCAAGAUGCAACCAAAGACAUUAAUAUGCCAGAUGAGUCUCUUAAAGAGACCAUUCUCCAGUGUAGUAGAAUCAUAUUCUUUUUGAUUUCUUUCCAAAUCUCAGGAAUGAUUUAUUGAUCAUGUUAUGGUCUUUCAUCUCAUGAAAAAGGGACUUAGCUUCACUUCAAAUUAUGAUUUGGAUUUUUAGAGAUCAAUGGGCACAUUUUAUCUGUUUAAUGAAAACCCUUUGCUAUUUUGUUUUGAGCAAUGGAAGCUACAUCAAAUAUCUUAUAUAUAUAUAUAUAU